This is a messenger RNA of Monopterus albus (swamp eel), 3998 nucleotides long. It is a transcript of the gene sec24a, whose product is annotated as SEC24 homolog A, COPII coat complex component. Bases 330 to 3764 code for a protein of 1144 amino acids. Gene Ontology annotation, biological process: COPII-coated vesicle cargo loading; endoplasmic reticulum to Golgi vesicle-mediated transport; intracellular protein transport. The record is from RefSeq and is a predicted model, not a curated record. Gene Ontology annotation, cellular component: COPII vesicle coat; endoplasmic reticulum exit site. NCBI's taxonomy places the organism in Eukaryota, Metazoa, Chordata, Actinopteri, Synbranchiformes, Synbranchidae. The transcript is spliced from 23 exons. Gene Ontology annotation, molecular function: zinc ion binding; SNARE binding.
AUUUUUACGUUGAUCCUUUUGGGUGAUCCCAACUUCCGGCGAAAUCGGAGAAGUGUCUCACUCGAUUACUCUGACAAGGCCUAACGUUUCUCACUCGUGGGCAGAUGAACGGGGUUUCGGUAAUAGCCAUGACCCUGUGAUCGCCUACAAGUCAGCUAAUUCACUUUUCAAGAAACUGGGAGACGUCGCCGUAGACGCUGGUUUGACUAGACACAACAUCGUCAGAGCCACAGGUUAAACGUUACCCUUCGACAGCUAGCUAGCUAAAGACGCAGCUAGUUUUUCGCCAGCCAAGCACCUCAAAAUUAGAUACUGGUGUCUGUUUCAACAUGUCAACUGCGGGAUUUAAUCCCCAAAAUGGGACAGGGACGGCACAGGUAUAUGCGAAUGGUCCAUCACAGAAUCCAGUUGCCCUGCAGCAGCUGCCAGGGGUCAGCUAUGGCAUGUCUAACCAACCAGGGUACAGUCCAGUGCAGGCCAAAGCUCCCCCACCCCCUGGUCCUGGACUCUACCCCUCUGGAGCAUACCAGCCUCUCCCCUCAGUCAGCUACUACCAGCCACUCACCCCCUACCCAGCUCCAGCAGGCCAGCCACUGGUGAACAGGCCUCUAAUAAGAGGCCCUCCAUCCCAUACCCCUCCUCAGUCUGCCAGCCCCAUCCCCCAUCCUAGGCUGCCUCCUGCACAGGCUACACCUCCUGCUCCUGUGUCUUCUAGUAGCUACUACUCAAACCUUCAGCAGCCGCAGCCCCUAGCUCCAGCAUGGCAGUACAGUACACCUCACCCACCAGUGGGGCCAUCCACCUCCAUGAACAUGCCUCCCUCCAGCCCUGCGGCGAAUCAUGUGAACCCAGCUGCGAGUUCAACAGCACCGCCGCUGCCACUGUCAUCGGCAGCUUACAGCUCUGCACCACCGGCUCCUGUGUCCCAGAGCACCACCCAGCCCUUAGUCCCAGGGAUGCCCCCCACAUCUUUGCAUGCAUACACCCAGCCAGGCACUGCACCUCCACCAGUGAAUCCCAUGGCUCCUCACACAUACCAACCAAGCAGAGUUCCCUAUGGGCCCCCACCUACAGGCCCACCUCCAGCCAUAAAACCCACACCACCUCCAACUGGACCCCCAAUGGCCAAUGUUACACCUCCACCCCCUAAAGCAGAUGGGAUGCACUCAUUCAUUGUUGAUACCACAUAUCAAGCUCUGCUGGAUCAGCUGGGUCUCCAUGCUGCUGUAGCCCAGUGUUCUAGCAUCAGUGCAUCCCUGGUGUCACAUUCUUGCUGCUGGUCUGCCCCAGCCUGGACCACCUGGGCGGCAUUUGGGUCAUUACCCCUCCCUCCCCCCCGGGUACCAGAGCACCACAGCUCCCCACAGUGGCACCUCACCCAUGCACCCUGCGAUGCAAGCCACCACACAACCUUAUACUCGAGCAUCUCAGCCAUACCAGCAGCCACUGGGUGGCCCAGGACCAGCCCAGCUGAGCCCGUGUGGGCUGCCAUGAGCCUCCAGUCCAGCACCCCAGAGGCUCUGAGAGUGGUCAACUUACUGCAGGAGAGGAACCUGCUGCCUCCAGGAACAGUCCCUGCCCCAACACCCUGCCUGCCCCAGGACAUACAGAAGGUUAACUGCAACCCAGAGGUUUUUCGUUGUACACUGACCAGCAUCCCUCAGACCCAGUCUCUGCUCAAUAAAGCCAAACUGCCAAUGGGCCUGCUGCUCCACCCCUUUAAAGACCUCUCGCAACUUCCUGUGGUGACAUCCAGCACUAUUGUCAGGUGUCGGUCGUGCAGAACCUACAUCAACCCCUUUGUGUCUUUCCUGGACCAGAGGAGAUGGAAGUGCAACCUGUGCUAUCGGAUCAAUGAUGUUCCAGAGGAGUUUAUGUACAACCCAGUCAGCAGGUCGUACGGAGAGCCUCACAAAAGGCCCGAGGUCCAGAAUGCCACUAUUGAGUUCAUCGCUCCUUCGGAAUACAUGCUGAGGCCACCACAGCCUGCUGUUUACCUCUUUGUUCUGGAUGUAUCCCACAAUGCAGUGGAGACAGGUUACCUGAAUGUGUUCUGUCAGUCACUGCUGGACAACAUCAGUGCGCUUCCUGGAGACUCGAGGACAAAGAUAGGCUUCAUCACCUUCGACAGCACCAUCCACUUCUACAACCUCCAGGAGGGGCUCUCCCAGCCUCAGAUGCUUAUCGUAUCAGACAUUGAAGAUGUCUUUUUACCGACACCAGAUAGCCUUCUAGUAAAUCUCAAUGAAUGCAAAGAGCUUGUGGAGGAUCUGCUAAAGAGCCUGCCACAUUUAUUUGAGAAGACCAUGGAGACACAGUCUGCCUUGGGUUCAGCUCUGCAAGCAGCCUUCAAGCUGCUCUCUCCCACCGGAGGCCGCAUGUCUGUCUUUCAGACUCACCUGCCCAACCUCGGCGUGGGGGCACUCCAGUCCAGGGAGGACCCCAACCAGCGGGCCUCUGCCAAGGACAUUCAGCACCUGUCCCCAGCGACAGACUUCUACAAGAAGCUCGCUCUGGACUGCUCUGGCCAGCAGGUGGCUGUUGACCUGUUCCUCCUCAGCGCUCGGUAUUGUGACCUGGCAUCACUUGGCUGCAUAUCCAGAUACUCAGCAGGGAGUGUCUACUACUACCCUUCCUACCACCACCAGCACAACCCUGCUCAGGUGGAGCGCUUCCAGAAGGAUCUGAAGAGGUACUUAAUCAGGAAGAUCGGCUUCGAGGCCGUCAUGAGGAUACGCUGCACCAAAGGUCUGUCAAUCCACACUUUCCACGGAAACCUGUUUGUGCGCUCCACAGAUCUGUUGUCCCUCCCCAACGUGAACCCAGAUGCCGGCUUUGCAGUCCAGAUGUCCAUAGAGGAGAACCUGGACGACAUGCAGGUUGUCUCUUUCCAGGCUGCGCUGCUUUACACCUCCAGCAAAGGAGAGAGGAGGAUCCGUGUCCACACCUUAUGUCUCCCUGUGGUCAACUCGAUGUCAGAUAUCUUCUCUGGAGCAGACGUUCAAGCCAUUACUGGGCUGCUGGCUUGCAUGGCUGUGGACCGUUCCAUGGCAGCCAGUCUGAGUGACGCCAGAGAUGCGAUGACCAAUGCUGCCAUUGACUCACUGUCAUCGUACCGGCAGUCUGUGCUGACCAUCCAGCAACCUGGCCUGCUGGCCCCGGCCUGCCUCAGGCUCUUCCCCCUCUACAUCCUUGCCCUGCUCAAACAGAAAGCCUUCAGGACGGGCACCAGCACCAGGCUGGAUGACCGAGUGUUUGCCAUGUAUCAGCUGAAGUACCAGCCGCUGGCCUACACCAUGCUGAUGAUCCACCCCGCUCUGUACCGUGUUGACGAUCUCACCGAUGAGGGAGCUUUGAACAUUAAUGAGCGGACCAUCCCUCAGCCCCGAGUCCUGCAGCUGUCUGUGGAGAAGCUCAGCAGGGAAGGAGCUUUCCUCAUGGACGCUGGAACAGUGAUGUAUCUGUGGAUCGGACGGAACUGCAACCCCAACUUCCUCACACAUGUCCUGGGAGUGCCCAACUAUGCUGCUGUGCCUGAGAACCUGUACCUGCUCCCAGAGCUGGACACCGUCGAGUCGCAGAGAACAAAAGCUUUCAUUGGCUGGCUGAGGGAUCAGAGACCGUUCUUUCCCUCUCUACAUGUUAUCAGGGAUGAGAGCCAACUGAAAGCCAGCUUUAUGCAGAACAUGAUCGAGGACCGAACAGAGUCGGCACUGUCGUACUAUGAGUUCUUGCUCCACCUCCAGCAGCAAAUCUCCAAAUAACCUUCAGUGGGACUGUGGAGGCGAGGGAACACUGAAGAGAGGACAUGCAUCUGUGUGUGUGUGUGUGUGUGUGAGUGAGAGAGUGAGAGAAAACAGUGGGAGGCAGAUGUCGGGAUCCAUCUUGACACCAUCUCCAGCUGUGGUCCACCACCUUCUGAGUUGAACUGAUGUGAAGCCAAUCAAAGUAUGUGGCUGACAGCACGAGGAUAGAGAAUCCAUGCUGAUGCUUGUUUG